GCGAAAAUAAUACGACGCAAAACAGGUUAAGAAGAUGUAGCAGUGAAAUUAUCUCUCAGUUCACUUUUUGUCAUUUCUAUAUGAUAAGUUUAUAUUUUUUAGAAAUAAAAAAAGAUGGGGGAAAUGAAAAUUAAUACUUACGAUAGUAUUAAAUCGGAACAAAAAUAUAACAAAGUAGUAAAGCACAUUCAGGAUAAAUGGAAACUUGUACCUGCUUUUCUGCAAGGAAAAGGACUUGUCAAACAGCACAUUGAUUCUUUUAAUUAUUUCAUAAAUGUGGAGAUCAAGAAAAUUGUAAAAGCAAAUGAGAAAGUACUUAGUGAUGCUGAUCCUUUGUUUUAUGUAAAAUAUUUAAAUGUUCAUGUUGGUUCACCUGAUGUCGAAGAAGGUUUUAAUGUAACACGUUCUACUACUCCACAUGAAUGCCGUUUAAGAGAUUUAAAUUAUUCUGCUCCGAUUACUGUUGAUAUUGAGUAUAUAAGAGGUCACCAACCAAUAAUUAGAAAUAAUUUAUUAAUUGGAAGAAUGCCUAUUAUGUUGAGAAGCUCAAAUUGUGUAUUAACUGGGAAAUCUCAUUUCGAAUUGGCAAAAAUGAACGAAUGUCCACAUGAUCCUGGUGGUUAUUUUAUAAUAAAUGGCCAGGAGAAAGUAAUUCUAAUACAAGAACAAAUGCUUAGAAACAGAAUUAUUUUAGAAGAGGACAGUAAAGGUCAUAUUGUAGCAUCUUGUAACAGUUCUACUCAUGAAAGAAAAACUAAAACUAACAUAGUAGGUAGAGGAGGAAGGUAUUAUAUGAGGCAUAACAUUUUUCAAGAUGAUAUACCCGUGACAAUAAUAUUUAAAGCAAUGGGAAUUGUGAGUGAUCAAGAGAUUAUGCAACUAAUUGGUACAGAGGAAGAAUUUAUGAAAAAAUUUGCACCCAGCUUAGAAGAAUGUCAUGUUCUAAAUGUGUUUGCUCAAAAUCAAGCAUUAAGGUUCCUCAGUAAUAAGAGGAAACAGAAAAGAUUUUCCGUCAUAAAAUCUAGCGUCACGGACGAAAUGAAGGAUACAUUAGCAACCAAUGUUUUAUCUCAUGUUCCUGUUGUAGAUUUUAAUUUUAAAAUGAAAGCAACUUAUAUUGCUUUAAUGAUUCGUAGAGUUAUGAAAGCACAGUCUGAUGGAAAGCUUGUUGAUGAUAGAGAUUAUUAUGGUAAUAAGCGAUUAGAACUAGCUGGGUCUUUGCUAUCUUUGAUGUUUGAAGAUUUAUUUAAAAGAUUUAAUUGGGAGUUAAAGCAAAUUGCUGAUAAAAAUAUACCGAAAAUUAAAGCUGCACAAUUUGACAUUGUAAAACAUAUGAGACAAGACCAAAUUACCAAUGGACUAGCUUUUGCCAUAUCAUCUGGCAAUUGGACCAUUAAACGAUUUAAAAUGGAACGUCAUGGAGUUACUCAAGUCUUAUCUAGACUUUCUUAUAUUUCGGCACUUGGUAUGAUGACGCGAGUUAAUUCACAGUUUGAAAAAACUAGGAAAGUAUCCGGCCCUCGAUCUUUGCAACCAUCACAAUGGGGUAUGUUGUGUCCCAGUGAUACUCCUGAAGGUGAAGGUUGUGGUUUAGUAAAAAAUUUGGCUCUUAUGACACAUAUUACUACAGAAAUUGAUGAAGAACCAAUUAUUAGAUUAGCAUUUAACUUAGGAGUAGAAAAUGUUAAUAUACUUGGCGGAGAAGAAAUCAAUAAUAGAUACGUUUACAUGGUAUUUUUAAAUGGUAAUAUUCUGGGUGUAGUGAAGAACUACCAGAGACUAGUAAAUGUUUUCAGGUUACUGCGUAGAAAAGGUCUCAUAAAUGGUUUCGUUUCUAUAUACACACAACACCAACAUAGAUGUAUUCAAAUUAGUUCCGACGGAGGACGACUGUGCAGACCCUAUAUUAUUGUACAGAAUGGUGAACCUCUUGUACAAGAUGAGCAUAUAAAGUUCCUUGAACAAGGAGUACGAAUUUUCGAAGAUUUCUUACAAGACGGUUUCAUAGAAUAUUUAGAUGUAAAUGAAGAGAAUGAUAGUUCCAUUGCAUUUAACGAAACGCAAAUUAGUGAAAAGACAACGCAUUUGGAAAUCGAACCAUUUACAUUACUUGGAGUUUGCGCUGGUUUAGUACCAUAUCCGCAUCAUAAUCAAAGUCCAAGAAAUACGUAUCAAUGUGCUAUGGGAAAACAAGCAAUGGGAACUAUUGGUUAUAAUCAGCGCAAUCGGAUUGACACGUUGAUGUACAAUUUAGUCUAUCCCCAAGCACCGAUGGUAAAAUCCAGAACAAUAGAAUUGAUAAAUUUUGAUAAACUACCUGCUGGUCAAAAUGCAACAGUAGCCGUUAUGUCUUAUAGUGGUUACGAUAUUGAAGAUGCUCUUAUUUUAAAUAAAGCCUCAAUUGAUAGAGGAUUUGGAAGAUGUUUGAUAUAUCGAAACGCGAAAUGUACAUUAAAAAGAUACGCUAAUCAGACAUAUGAUCGGAUAAUGGGUCCAUUGAUUGAUUCUAAUACAAAGAAAUCUGUUUGGAAACAUGAAAUAAUCGAUAGCGAUGGAAUUGCUGCACCUGGAGAAAUGGUGGAGAAUAGAAAGGUAAUGGUAAAUAAAUCAUCGCCUGCCGCAAAUAUCGGUCCAGUAAAUUCUGGUAACGUUCAAACACAAACAGAAUACAAAGAUGUACCAGUUGUUUUUAAAGGUCCUGUUCCUGCUUAUGUUGAAAAAGUGAUGAUUUCCAGCAAUGCAGAGGAUGCAUUUCUAAUUAAAUUAUUAUUAAGACAAACUCGCAGGCCUGAGAUAGGUGAUAAAUUUAGCAGUCGCCACGGGCAGAAGGGUGUAACUGGAUUAAUUGUGGAAGAGCAAGACAUGCCGUUUAACGAUUUUGGCAUUUGUCCUGACAUGAUUAUGAAUCCGCACGGUUUUCCUUCGCGUAUGACAGUCGGGAAAUUAAUAGAAUUGCUUGCUGGAAAAGCUGGUGUUAUAAAAGGAGAAUUUCAUUACGGCACAGCAUUUGGAGGUUCAAAAGUUGAGGAUGUCUGUGAAAUAUUGGUGAAGCAUGGUUUCAAUUACUUGGGCAAAGAUUUCUUUUACUCUGGUAUUACAGGGGAACCAUUGCAAGCGUAUAUAUAUUCUGGACCAGUGUAUUAUCAAAAACUAAAACAUAUGGUACAAGAUAAAAUGCAUGCUCGUGCUCGAGGACCGAGAGCUGUAUUAACGCGUCAACCAACAGAAGGUCGUGCCAAAGAGGGAGGUUUACGAUUAGGUGAAAUGGAGCGAGAUUGUUUAAUUGGAUAUGGUGCUAGUAUGAUGUUGAUAGAGAGACUCAUGAUAUCCAGUGAUACAUUCGAUGUUGAUGUAUGCAAUAAAUGCGGUUUGAUGGCAUAUAGUGGAUGGUGUCACAGUUGCCGUUCCAGUUCGUGUGUUUCUACAAUUUCCAUGCCCUACGCUUGCAAAUUACUUUUCCAAGAACUUCAGUCGAUGAAUAUCGUACCUCGUUUAACAUUAAAAAACUAUUGCGAAUAA
Molecule: messenger RNA, 3519 nt
Organism: Habropoda laboriosa
Lineage: Eukaryota; Metazoa; Arthropoda; Insecta; Hymenoptera; Apidae
Gene: RpIII128
Product: DNA-directed RNA polymerase III subunit RPC2
Exons: 9
Coding region: 115-3519 (1134 amino acids)
Biological process (GO): DNA-templated transcription
Cellular component (GO): RNA polymerase III complex
Molecular function (GO): DNA binding; DNA-directed RNA polymerase activity; ribonucleoside binding
Source: RefSeq, a predicted model, not a curated record